Molecule: messenger RNA, 1067 nt
Organism: Cyprinus carpio (common carp)
Lineage: Eukaryota; Metazoa; Chordata; Actinopteri; Cypriniformes; Cyprinidae
Product: NF-kappa-B inhibitor alpha-like
Biological process (GO): signal transduction; cellular response to lipopolysaccharide
Cellular component (GO): cytosol
Molecular function (GO): protein binding
Source: RefSeq, a predicted model, not a curated record
AUGUGACGUAUUUUGACAUGGGCGUGGUCUGUGACGUCACACUUGGAUGUGGGCCGUGUUGGAUGUCCACCGCAGGCUGCAGCGAGAUGCUCCUGCUGGGCGAGCCUGCAGGUAACGUUACAGACAGACUGGCGGUUUCAAACACUGAGGAGGAUCGGCAGCGAAGGGAAGAGCUCUUCAACACGCUAAACUUUCUGUCAGAGGACGGUGAUACGGUACUUCAUUUGGCGCUAAUUCAUGAGCAGUGGGGUGUUGUUCAGUGCCUGCUUGAAGAAAUUGUGGUGGACAACACCUGGAUUCCUUACCUGGACAUCCAAAAUGACCUGGGUCAGACCGCUCUACAUUUAGCAGUCAUCGUAGACCGGAGUGAGUGUGUUCGGGCACUGUUGUGUAGUGGAGCCAGUGCGGAGAUCCAAGAGAGGGGUGGAAACACACCUUUACACCUGGCUGUCCGAGAGCUUCGCACAGAGUGUGUGAGAGAGCUGACCAGCUGCUCACAGACCCCACCAGUGCACCUGAACACCACCAAUUAUGCAGGUGUGAGUGCACUGCACCUGGCUGUACAUAUGAGCAAUUGUGAGAUCAUCAAAAUGCUGUUGGAGGCAGGAGCAGAUGUAAAUCAACAGGAUUUGGGGUCAGGGCGGUCUCCAUUGCACUGGGCGGUGGAAAGUCAGAGGUCAGAGGUAGUGGAGUUAUUAUUGAGCGCUGGUGCAUUGGUGAAUCAGUGCUCAUAUGCAGGCCACACCCCAUUCUACUAUGCCCUUUACCGACCCAACAAAGAGGUGCAGGCCCUACUUAAUGCCCAUGGGGCCACAUACACACAGGACGAUGAAGAAGAGGAGUACCGAGAGAGUGAGGAGGAGGAGUUUGAUGAUGUCAUCAUAAAUGGACAGUGAGUGCUGCAGCUGCAAAACUUACCCUAAUGGUGGUUCAAGACUGUAUGACUUUUUCUUCUGAGGAAUAAGAAAAUGUUCUGAAUUUGUUCUGACACAGGUUAACUCUGAGUUCUUGUCUUAUUUUAUUACGAUUUUCUAAACCAUAGCGAAUAAACUGUGAUAAUGUGAGAA